CGCAUGUUAAACUGAUGCUGGAUGUGAAAGCGAUGUGUUGUGUGUUUUCUGAACGUGCUUUUCUUUUCCUCCUCCAGCAGAUCGCGAUCAGAAAUGGCCAAGUCGAAGAACCACACCACACACAACCAGUCUCGCAAGUGGCACAGAAACGGCAUCAAGAAGCCGAGGUCUCAGCGCUACGAGUCUCUCAAAGGGGUGGACCCUAAGUUCCUGAGGAACAUGCGCUUUGCCAAGAAACACAACAAGAAGGGGAGGAAGACCAUCGCCAAGAGGGAGGCUUCCAAAUAGAUGAGGAUAGACCCCAGAGAGUCAGCAGUGUACAGAUGUUCUCCAGAAGGACCUCAUACCAUCCACAAUAAAGCCAUGCUUUGACUAA
Molecule: messenger RNA, 376 nt
Organism: Carassius carassius (crucian carp)
Lineage: Eukaryota; Metazoa; Chordata; Actinopteri; Cypriniformes; Cyprinidae
Gene: rpl29
Product: ribosomal protein L29
Exons: 3
Coding region: 94-288 (64 amino acids)
Biological process (GO): cytoplasmic translation
Cellular component (GO): cytosolic large ribosomal subunit; ribosome
Molecular function (GO): structural constituent of ribosome
Source: RefSeq, a predicted model, not a curated record